AGCCGGCAGGGCGAGAGCGGGGGCCGCCGGGCGGCGGGGGCGGCGGUCGGGCGGCCAUGGCGGGGCAGCAGUUCCAGUACGACGACAGCGGCAAUACGUUCUUCUACUUCCUCACCAGCUUCGUGGGGCUCAUCGUCAUCCCCGCCACCUACUACCUGUGGCCCCGGGAUCAGCACGCCGAGCAAAUUCGAUUAAAGAAUAUAAGAAAUGUCUAUGGAAGGUGCUUGUGGUAUCGCUUGCGGCUUUUAAAACCACAACAAAACAUAAUUCCUACAGUAAAGAAAAUAAUCCUCCUUGCUGGAUGGGCAUUAUUUUUGUUUCUUGCAUACAAGGUUUCCAAAACGGACCGAGAGUAUCAAGAAUAUAACCCUUAUGAGGUUCUACAUUUGGAUCCUGGAGCAAGUAUAUCAGAAAUCAAGAAGCAGUACCGUGCAUUGUCACUAAAAUACCAUCCAGAUAAAGGAGGAGAUGAAGUUAUGUUCAUGAGGAUUGCUAAGGCAUAUGCAGCCUUGACUGAUGAAGAAUCAAGAAAAAAUUGGGAAGAAUUUGGGAAUCCAGAUGGACCACAAGCUACAAGCUUUGGUAUAGCUUUGCCAGCUUGGAUUGUGGAUCAGAAAAAUUCAAUUUUGGUUUUGCUUGUAUACGGGCUAGCAUUUAUGGUUAUUCUUCCAGUUGUUGUGGGUUCCUGGUGGUACCGAUCGAUACGAUAUAGCGGCGAUCAGAUUCUCAUCCGGACAACUCAAAUAUAUACGUACUUUGUCUAUAAAACACGGAACAUGGACAUGAAGCGGCUUAUCAUGGUUUUAGCAGGAGCAUCAGAGUUUGAUCCUCAGUACAAUAAAGACGCUACGAGCAGACCAGCAGACAACGUUCAGAUACCACAGCUAAUCAGAGAAAUUGGUGGCAUAAAUUUAAAGAAGAAUGAACCUCCACUUACCUGCCCUUACAGCCUGAAAGCCAGAGUUCUACUGUUGACUCAUCUUGCCAGGAUGAAAGUUCCUGACACCCUUGAAGAAGAUCAGCAGUUUAUCCUGAAGAAGAGUCCUGCACUACUUCAAGAAAUGAUUAAUGUGAUUUGCCAGCUAAUAAUAAUGGCUCGAAGCCGUGAAGAAAGGGAGUUCCGUGCUCCAUCUUUGGGAUCUUUGGAAAAUUGCAUGAAGCUUUCCCAGAUGAUUGUCCAAGGACUUCAGCAGUUCAAAUCUCCCCUACUGCAACUGCCUCACAUUGAAGAGGACAAUCUGAGGCGUGUCUCUAAUCAUAAAAAGUAUAAAAUCAAAAGUAUUCAGGAUUUGGUGAGUUUGAAAGGUUCUGAUCGUCGCAACUUACUGCAUUUCCUGGAGGAUAAGAAAUAUGAUGAAGUUAUGGCUGUCCUUGGUAGCUUUCCAUAUGUCACUAUGGAUAUAAAACCACAGGUUUUGGAUGAUGAAGACAGCAACAAUAUUACAGUAGGUUCUCUUGUCACUGUUCUGGUCACACUAACGAGGCAGACCAUGGCAGAAGUGUUUGAAAAGGAACAGUCUAUAUGUUCAGCGGAAGAGCAACCAGCAGAAGAUGGACAAGGAGAUAGCAACAAAGUUAAGAGCAAAGGAUGGCAACAAAAGAAUAAAGGAACCAAGAAAGCUUCAAAAUCAAAGAAAAAGAAGCCAUUGAAAAAGAAACCUGUGCCACCUUCAUUGCAGCCACCGAAACAGCAGAAACAAAAGCAAGCUAAUGGGGAAGUAGUUGUGAAGGAAGAAGAAGAGGAGAUCUCUGAUAAAGGAAGUGAAUCUGAAGAAGAAGAAACAAACAGGGACUCUCAAAGUGAGAAAGAUGAUGGAAGUGACAGGGAAUCUGACAGAGAACAGGAUGAGAAACAAAACAAAGACGAUGAAGCUGAGUGGCAAGAACUACAGCAAAGUAUACAGAGAAAAGAACGAGCCCUUCUUGAAACCAAGUCAAAGAUAACACAUCCUGUUUACAGUCUCUUUUUUCCUGAGGAAAAACAAGAGUGGUGGUGGCUAUAUAUUGCCGAUCGGAAGGAGCAGAUGCUAAUAUGUAUGCCAUAUCAUGUUUGUACACUAAAAGAUAAAGAAGAGGUGGAGCUGAAAUUCCCAGCACCGGGCAAGCCUGGAAACUACCAGUACACAGUUUAUUUAAGAUCAGAUUCGUAUAUGGGUUUGGACCAGAUUAAACCAUUGAAGCUGGAAGUUCAUGAAGCAAAACCAGUGCCAGAAAAUCAUCCUCAAUGGGAUACAGCAAUAGAAGGUGAUGAGGACCAGGAAGACAGCGAGGGCUUUGAAGACAGUUUCGAGGAAGAAGAGGAAGAGGAGGAAGAUGAUGAUUAAAACAAUACCGUUAAUUAACUACGAUAUCUGCACACACUGCAAACUCUUGGUCUGACUGUGGAACUGUACAAUAAACAAGAAACGCAGUACAGAAGCUUUGAGAAGGCUGAGUUUAAUUUUUCUUUACCAAUUAAGAGUGCAUUAUGUAUCUUCUCAGUGGAGGUGAAACAAAUCUGUUGCCAUUGAUACAACCUUGGAAUAUGCUUACGGCUCAUUAUAGCCUUCGAGUGCAGGAUGGUGCAUUUGUUUCAAUUGAAAAUAAAAGCUUUUUUAUUAUAAA
Messenger RNA from Tympanuchus pallidicinctus (lesser prairie-chicken), 2604 nucleotides. It is a transcript of the gene SEC63, whose product is annotated as SEC63 homolog, protein translocation regulator. Gene Ontology annotation, molecular function: transmembrane protein transporter activity; RNA binding. The transcript has 21 exons. Gene Ontology annotation, cellular component: Sec62/Sec63 complex. The record is from RefSeq and is a predicted model, not a curated record. The coding region runs from base 57 to 2324 and encodes 755 amino acids. Gene Ontology annotation, biological process: post-translational protein targeting to endoplasmic reticulum membrane; SRP-dependent cotranslational protein targeting to membrane. NCBI's taxonomy places the organism in Eukaryota, Metazoa, Chordata, Aves, Galliformes, Phasianidae.